CACUUAAUUAUAGUAUAUCAAACUCAUAUUCUAAGUUCAUUUGAAAUAAUAUUUCUUAAACUUUUGUUAUCGGUAAGUUUCCAAUAUACCGAGAAGAAAACAAAUUAAGGUUAUUCGUAACCCACCUGUCGCACUAACAUUCUUUUGCCAAUAACCCUAAUUUCAUUAUUUUUUUCGCUUUGAAAUUCACAUGCCACAAGAUCAACAUGCGUCUACUCCCCGGGGUCUCGGGCUAUUAACAUUCGUUAAUUUAUAACAACUACAAUGCAUACUUAUAAAGGGGUGGACUAGGAUCAAUGGUGCCCGGUUAUCUAAGGAAUCGGAAACUGACGUAACUUUCCGUAAUACGUCGCCGAGAAUAGCCCAUGUUGACAUUCAUUUGCAUGGUCCGCUACCCAUUAGAGAAUUAGCACAUAAUAGUCUUUCAGAAGUUGAACCCUUGUAAUAAUGACAAUGUGUGCCUAUGUAGCUUGAUACUGCACUCCGAGGGGAAAACAAUCCAGGACUCGGAAUUUCCAGUGUGAUAUUUGAUUCGUCUCUAACACUGUUGCGCCAUGGAGAUAUGACAGCAACAAUCAAUACUAUAACUGCCUGCUCAAAUCAAACUAAGGAUAUUAUUUGACAAUAACCAAUGCUGCAAUUUUCUGUGUUUCAGAUAUUUGGUUGGUACUGUGUCAUACAGCUGCGGGCUCCAGAGGCGACCCGAAUCAAUUAAGUUAAUUGGGUUCCUUGGAAUUACAUAUAACGCUGAACGACAGCUAAUGUUGCAGAGAAGAGGGAUCGCCAGACUCCAACCAGAAGAGGGGGGUGUUGUUAGAUGAGGGAUGAUUAGCGAUAUAUUCCGUGUGUGUGUGCUGCUUAUCAUUAACAUAAUGUAAAAAAGAAGAAGAAGAGAGAUGCUCCAUUCUCCUACGGAUGCUUCUGUGUAGCGUUGUUGUAGAAACAAGAAAAACAAAAUAUAUGCACUCAUUUUUCGCCUCUGAUCUGAAAGCGAUUUCAUCUGUAUUUCAACGGAGCUCACAUCAAAACGCCUGUUCACUGAAUUCUAUCUGAUGUGGAGUUAUUUAUGAGAUAUUGUUAAUCCUGGAUUUGAUUAUAUUUUUGCUGAAAGACAACGUCUAUUGGGACCGUUGAUUGAUAUAACUCUAUUUCAUCAGGAUGGGUGACUUCGAUGAGUUCGAUGACAAGGAUCUAUUUUCGGACACGUUCGAUUUGUUAGAGGACAUCAAAUCCGCGGGUUAUGAUUUAAGGAAGUCGAAAUUCUUCAACACACCUAUCGAGAAAAUAUUCGAUUCUCCAUUUUUCACUCGAAACAGAAACCGAACUCGUGGGGAAUCGUCAACAUCGAGAUUUCCAAAGUUCUCGUCGAAUUCGUCGAAAAAAUCGACAUCGACAACAGAAUCUUCAGAGACAGAUUCUGGAGACGAAAUUUUCAACUCGAAAUCUUUUCGGAGAUCGGAUUCGACCUACUCCACGUCUAGUCAUGACACCACAAGUUCCGGGGAGACGGUUUCGGACGCUUCGUCAACACGAAGUAAUCCGAGAAAAGUCAACAUCACUCGACAAAUUCCUGUGCAGCAUUACGUCACGUCAAAUAAAAACUUUAAAUCCGGGUUAUCAAAAACACACGAAAAAGAUUUUACCGGAAAUGAAAAACGUUCAGUACCACAUGAGUUGUACACGCAAUUAGAAAAUGAGUUAAACGAGAGAAGACCACAGUCCAUGUCUCCCAAACCAGAGGAACGUGUAUUGUAUAUGAACACUGGCUCAAAUUCUAGGGGCUUUCGCAGUAAAUCUACCGACUUACAAAAUAUAAAUGAAAGUGAUUCGAAUCAGAAAGACAGGAGAUCGGUUCCUCCGGAGUUGUGUAACGUUAGGAGAUAUGAACAGUCCAAAAGUCUUCCGGAUGUCUUGAGGACAGACCGGAUGUCGUUGCCUCCAAAUGUUCCAAAGGUGGGGUGCGAAAAGGGUGAACAACCGUCUUGGGACGAAAGACAGGGGCGUAUAGAGGGUGCCUUAAAGUGGCUGAGGUCUGAACUGGGUCUACUACGGGCCCAGGACAAGGUUCUUCUGUCUCAGCUGAAGCGAUGCCAGGACACGAUAGAGGUGAUCAAGAAGCAGCGGUCCGAGGAGAUGGAGGACGGGGAGGAGGAGGAGGAGGGUCACUGGGAGGACUGGGAGAUAGCAGAGUUUGACAGGAGGUGUAAAGAAGGGGAGAUAAUUGAUGACCUUCCUCCAUCAUGUAAUGGAAAGACAUUAGAUAUUUCACCUAAUGUGGCAAAAGUAACUUCCUGAUAUCAGCCCAACACAUAACAUCGCUGUCAUCCGAGACAAGUUCCUACCGCAACGGCAUGCCACUGCUGCUUAAACAACCAAAAGUGUUCAUCUGCCAGAAAAAUCAAUGAGAAGCCCCCUGUUUUUAAAGAACAAAGUGUUCAUCAUCUGUUGGUGCAUACCAGACAAUUCUUAGUGGAACACUUGAACGCAAAAGUUUUAACAUGCAACGAGCUGUAUUUGGUUUAGGAGAGUAGAUGAGGAGUCAUCAUUCACUCCAUCCACGCAGAUGUUGGGGAAAAUGACAUGUCAUGUGAUUGAUGGACGGCGAGGAGGGAAGCACUUGUUGCAGGGAUUUCUAAUUCAUGAAGAAACCAUGGGAAUCCAUAAACUUAAACCAAUAUCUGUAUGAUGCCUAUCAAACAGUGCAUGCUCACAGAGCGCAAGUCAAUUUGGUGCAAAAGUGUUAAAGCUCUAAAGGCAGAGAGGGGUGAAUUUUAACCCAUCAACAGGAAUUAUUGGCAGUUACCAUGACAAACUAUUUUUUUUAAUGACAUAAAUCAGGAAUUUUAAUAUCUCUGUUAAAAUAGUCAUAAAUUCAUAACAUUUGCAGCAUACCAUAAUUGUGCCAAAUAUUUAAAACCAUUAUAAUACUCAAGAGAAGUUACUUCAUAUUUCAGUGCCAAUCUGCAAACUUAAAGCACACAAUCUUUUAGUUGCUUCUAGUUUUCCAAAUGACAAAACUUGAUUAACAGCAACACAUAAUUUUAAUAAGUUUUUAUGUUAAUGAGAUGCUUAAGAUCAUAUGUCAUCAAUGUUGCUUAAUUGUUUUCCAUAUAGCAGUCCAAAGAGGGCAUGAAUAAUUCUUGGACUAGCUUUGCUUUAUUGAGACACAGUACAUGCAUUGUCUGUUUUAUUUCUCAACAAACUCUAAAAGAGUUUUAUUUGUUAUUUAAGAAUGGAAUGUUUAAACCCCAUUUUCUAUUGCAUAGAAAAGAUACAAUAAAAAUGAAAAAACAAAUUAA
Molecule: messenger RNA, 3299 nt
Organism: Magallana angulata
Lineage: Eukaryota; Metazoa; Mollusca; Bivalvia; Ostreida; Ostreidae
Exons: 3
Coding region: 1159-2295 (378 amino acids)
Source: RefSeq, a predicted model, not a curated record